Messenger RNA from Closterium sp. NIES-65, 3096 nucleotides. NCBI's taxonomy places the organism in Eukaryota, Viridiplantae, Streptophyta, Zygnematophyceae, Desmidiales, Closteriaceae. The record is from the annotation of a GenBank genome assembly.
AUGAUCAGCCCCGGACGGCAGCAGCGGGAACUGGAGCAAGCGAGCGAGCUUUGGGAUAUGCUGGGGGUGAACGUGGAUAUGGCAAGUGGGGGGGGGAUUGGCGGAGCGGGGAGCAUGGGGAGGCUGGGGGGCGGAGGGGGCCCGGACGGCGCUGGCGCUAGCCCUGGGGGGCUGGGGGAGAAAAUGGGGGAAGAUGGCGGCGGGUGGAAGAGCGGGGGCGGGGGCCGGGGGGGAGUCGGAGGAGUUGGGGGUUUCGGUGCAGGGGGAACAGAAGGGUGGGGAGCAGGAGGAGGGGGAGGGCAAGCAGCGGAUUCGGCGCCAAAUGUCCCGCCGUCCGCUGCCGUUGCUGCAGCGGGCGGCAUGGGAGGUCAGGGGAUGGAGUUAGCCGGCGGCGCGGCGGGAUCAGGACUGGCGGGGCUUUCCGCGCUGUCCGGAUUAUCCGCGUUACAGCAGGGCGGAUUAGACGUUAAGGUGAUCAUGGAGCUACUCCAGAGGGAUCGCGGAGGGGGAGAUAUGGGCGGAGGGGGGCCCGGGGGAGGCGGGGGAGAGGCGGAAGGACUGGGACAGAUGGGCGGCGGCUUAGGAUCAAUGGAUCCGAUAGCGCAAUUGGCGGCGCUCUCGGGGGAAACGGGGGAGGGAGGCGCAGGGGGAAUGGCAGCUGUGCUUGCGGCGGCGGCAGCAGCUGGAGGUGCCAGCAACCUGGGGGGGUAUACGAGAGGAGCUCCGAGGCAUGUACUCGGGGGCGGGGCGGCCGCCGCAGCCGCCGCAGCAGCCGCCGCGGCAGCAGGAGGCGGGGGAGGGGGAGCAGGAGGGUCGCACCACCGGCGCGCGCUUUCCCUGGGAUCCGCGGCGUUGCAGUUUGAUGGGAUUAGCAGCGGCAACAGCAGCCGCAGCAACAGCCCGCUCUCUGGACUUCGCAUGGCGUCCCAACACGGGCAGCACGGGCAGCAGCAUUACACGUCCGCCUCCCCCGGUUCGUACCUCAUUCCCCGCGCCGGUGCUAGCGUGUCCGGUGGCAGUGCCAGCAUGGGAGGAGGUGGCGGAAUGGCGGGUGGCGGAAUGGCAGGCGGAGGCGCAGGUGAUUUUUCAGAGGCCGCCGCGAUGCUUCUGGCGGGGGUGGGGGGGGGAACGGGCGCAGGGCAGGGGGGAGGGGGAGACCCGGGAUCAUUCCAGUCACUUAGGUCCCGUCGAGGCCUGCCGGAUUUGCCGGGAUAUCCCCCUAAUAGUGGCUCUAUUGGCUCUGCGCAGGAUAACCGCAGUCCUAAGGGGAAAAGAGAACCGGAAAGCAGUCUUGCAGGGUCCCUAGGAGGCGGGGUGGGUAAAUGGCUGAAUGCCCCUGCGAAUAAGAGUCCACGGGCAGAAGGGCAGCUGAGUCCGGGCAGGAACCUGAAACUUGUGUCCACCGGGCAGGUUCCUGGUCUGACAGGGGAAAUGGCGCGACUAGGCAUGGGAAAUUUCCGUCCGUUUGUGAGCGGAGGUUCGCCUAAUGCUGCUGCUGCUGCUAUUGUAGCGGCUGCAGCUGCAGCUGCUGGGUCCGGGGGCAACGCAGGGGGGUUCCCUGGCGGGGGGGAAGGGGCUAAUGGGAUGGGGGGAGGCGGAAGCGGGCUGUCUUCCCCUGUGCGCCUUUCUUCACCGGAUACUGAACGUAUGAGCGCUGCUGUGGCGGCUUCCGCCAGUGGCAUGGGGAUGGGCGCAAGCAGGAUUGUUUCUGGGGGCGUUGGGGGGAAGGGAGGUGCUGCAGGGGGAGGAGCGGGGGCGAUGGCGCGCGGGGGGAAUGCGCGGGGGAAGUUGGGGAGGCGGGGGUCGGGGUUGAGUGGGGGGAGCGGGGCAGGGGGAACGGGAGGCGGAGGCGGAGGCGGAGGCGGAGGCGCUGGGUCGAGCUGGGCUUACGCAGGGGAGGAGGUGGGGGAAGGCGGGGAGGGAGGAGGAGGAGCAGGAGGAGCAGGAGGAGGAGGAGGAGGAGGAGGAGGAGGAGGAGGAGGAGGAGGAGGAGGCGGAGGCGGAGGGGGGAUGAUGGGGCUACAAGAUGAAGACUACUCAGAUAACGAAGACAUGGGGAACGCAUAUGGGGACAUGGAAACGGGCAUGCUCACACCGCCAGAGCUUCUAGGGGUAGACGGAGCAGACGCCAUGCUAGAGGAAGCCCGUAUGCUGAACCCCCACAGGCAGCGCCACUCCACGAAGCCCCGGAGCGUGGCCGAGAGGAAACGCCGUGAGAAGAUCUCGGUAAGGCUGCAGCAGCUGAAGGAUGCGAUGCCGAAGGCGGAAGGGAGGUUGGACACGGCGUCGAUGAUUGAAGACGCGGUGGCGUAUAUUCACUCGCUGAGGCAGCGGUGCCGGGCGCUGGAGAAGCAUAAUGUGCAGCUGGUGGCGAAGGUGGAGCAGCUGCAGGAGCGGCUUGGGGAGAGAGGAUCAGCAGGAGGGGGAGGGGGAGGGGGAGGGGGAGGGGGGAGGGGGGAGGGGGAGCGGGAGGGGGAGGUGGAGGGGGAGCGGGAGGGGGAGGUGGAGGAGGAGGAGCAGGAGCAGGAGGAGCGGGUAGUAGUAGUGGUGUUGGUGGUGGGAGUAGUGGUGGUGGUGGUGGAGGUGGGAGUGACGAGUGAAGGACGCGAUGCCGAAGGCGGAAGGGAGCUGGUGGCGAAGGUGGAGCAGCUGCAGGAGCGGCUUGGGGAUAGAAGGGGAAAGGGGGGAGGAGAGGCGGAGUGGGAGGGGGAGCAGGAGGGGGCGGGGGAGGGGGAGGAGGAGCAGGAGGGGGGGUUGCGGGCAGUAGUAGUGGUGGUGGUGGUGGUGGUGGUGGUGGUGGUGGUGGUGGUGGUGGUGGUGGUGGUGGAGGAGGAUGGGUGGAUGGAGGGAGUGAGGAGUGAAGGGGCGGGGAGGGGAGGGAGAGAAGCACCAGGCUGGGACGGAGAGGGAAAGGAUAGGGAUGAGGGCGCACUGCGGGUAAAGGGAAGUGUCAGUAACGGACAGGUGGGCUGGGCUGCAGCUUCAGCGGCCUUACUCUCAUCAACUCGUGCUGUUUUAGGGAGAGGAGGGCGCACUGCGGUUGACGGGGGGGGUCUGGAGAAGAGAAGCGAGGUUAGUGGUCCUGAGGGCUGUUAA